GAGUUUUAGUGCUGCCUGCUUUCGUGCCCUGAAGAGGAGGUGCUGCAGAAAAGAGGGAGACAAGGGAAUCAAAGUUAUCUGAAGUGUAGUGCUUGUGUUUGCCCUGUGCUGGUUUCAACAGGCAGAGCGAGGAUCCGUGCCAGGUCUACAGCUCAUCUGAAAUACAUUAAACUUUGGAGAAGAAUCAUCCUCUGUAAUCUGGGAUCCUAUUUGCUGUAAAAGGAACACCCAUAUAUGCAGCAGCAGCUCCUCUAUUUGGGGGUUUUCAGUGCAAAUAUUUUCCAAACUCCAGUUGCGGGAAAGACUGAAAGAUCUUGAAGCUGUGCUCUUGCAAUUUGGAGUUAUUUUACUGCAGAGGACUGCUUUGACAGAAGUUCUGAAUAAUAGCAAAACAUCAGCCAUAUUACUUUUCUAAGGCGUGCGCCCGAAGGUAUCCAAGGACAAGUGAGAAGCUGCAGAAUAAAUACAGGAAACACCUGAAGGAAGCACAUCUCCAAACAUACACACAUCUGACAGCUCUGACGUUUUCUAGAAAAUAAAGCAUGUCUCGUUGGGGAAAAAAGAAUGUGAAGAAGGCACCUGAAGUGAUUCGCACUGUGACCGAGGGGCUUAAGUCUCUGUACCGCAAAAAACUCCUGCCACUGGAGCAAUACUAUGGCUUUCAUGACUUCCACUCUCCCAGUCUGGAGGAUGCAGACUUCGAUAACAAACCUAUGGUACUGGUUGUUGGACAGUACUCUACUGGAAAGACCACAUUCAUCAAGUACCUGUUGGAGCAGGAGAUUCCUGGAAGUCGGGUGGGACCUGAGCCCACCACUGACUGCUUCACAGCAAUCAUGCAUGGGGAUGUGGAGGGAGUAAUUCCUGGGAAUGCUCUUAUUGUUGAUCCCAACAAGCCUUUUCGAAAACUCAACCCUUUUGGAAACACAUUUCUCAACAGGUUCCAGUGUGCCCAGAUGAACAACCAGGUUCUGGAGAGCAUCAGCGUCAUAGACACGCCUGGAAUCCUGUCUGGGGCCAAGCAGAGAGUGAGUCGAGGUGAGAGAGACCGCAAAGGCUAUGACUUCCCAGCAGUGCUGCGCUGGUUUGCUGAGCGCGUGGACCGCAUCAUUUUGCUGUUUGAUGCACAUAAACUAGAAAUUUCUGAUGAGUUCUCUGAAGCCAUUGGUGCAUUGAAAGGCAAUGAAGAUAAGCUUCGUGUUGUGCUGAACAAGGCUGACAUGGUGGGCACACAGCAGCUCAUGAGAGUCUAUGGCGCUCUGAUGUGGUCCCUGGGGAAAGUCUUUGGAACCCCUGAGGUUCUGCGGGUCUACAUUGGGUCUUUCUGGUCUGAGCCCCUGAUGGUCGCAGACAACCGUAAACUGUUUGAGCUGGAGGAGGAGGACCUAUUUGCAGACAUCCAGAACCUGCCUCGUAAUGCAGCGCUGCGUAAGCUGAAUGACCUGGUGAAGAGGGCACGACUGGUCAGGGUCCACGCACAUAUUAUUAGUUAUUUGAAACAAGAGAUGCCCUCUGUCUUCAGGAAAGAUAAUAAAAAGAAAAACUUAAUUUACCAACUUCCAGUCAUUUUCUCCAAGAUCCAACUGGCACACAACAUCUCAGCAGGGGAUUUUCCUGACUGUGCAAAAAUGCAGGAACAACUAAUGGUCCAUGACUUCACCAAAUUCAAAACCUUGAAACCAAAUCUGAUGGCUGCCCUAGAUGAGCUGCUGUCCUCUGACAUUGCCAAACUGAUGCCCCUUCUGCGACAAGAAGAGCUAGAGGCAGGGGACCAGCCUGGGGUACAGGGAGGGGCCUUCCUGGGCACCCGUGUUGGACCCUUUACUGAGGGAGACCCCUUUGCUGAGGAGAAUGGAGAGGCAGAAGAGGAGGAGGAUACUUGGGUAGUGACCAAGGACAAACCAAAAUAUGACGAGAUCUUCUACAACCUGGCUCCCAAUGAGGGGAAACUGAGUGGUACCAAGGCCAAGGACUGGAUGGUGAGUUCCCGCCUUCCCAACUCAGUACUGGGCCGGAUCUGGAAGCUGUCGGAUGUGGAUCGUGAUGGUAUGUUGGAUGAUGAAGAAUUUGCCCUGGCAAGUCACCUGAUUGAAGUCAAACUGGAGGGGCAUGGUCUGCCCCCUGAGCUGCCCUCUCGGCUUGUACCCCCAUCCAAACGCAGACAAAAGGGGUCAGAUGCAUAAAGACUCUCAGCAUUAUUUUACCUAUGCUACUGUUUCUUUUUACCCAUGCUGAAAUGCUUGAGAUGCUGUAUGCAAUUUCUCCUUUCUUUUUUAUUUAAGUGCACCAUUGCCCUAGAUUUCACAACUGAUCGUUUUGUUAAGAGAGAACAGUGCUUGUAUCUUCUGCUUGGCCUUGAGGUUUCCUUGUGAGUAAUAAGUUCUUAAAAUGUCUGUUUGGUAAGCAGAAGUUUGACGCCCUCUGAGAGAGCUAUUAUUUAAUAUAAUCUAAAGAAAUGUUAAGUAUUACAAAUAUUUUGACUAAACAUUCCUUCAGUGAUUAGACCUGACAUUCUGAUUUAGUACAUGAUUAUUUUAACUAAUGACAUCAGUUUUACCAAAUAAUAAGUUGCAAAUUUAAUAUCUCACCUAUCUGUGCUAACCCUUUCAAAACUAUAUAUUAUUUUUAUAUUGUUGCAAAUACUUUGUAUGUAACAUGCUGAAACUUUUGAACUAGACUGAAUAUACUGACUACUGUGCACCUCCUCACCAAAUGUUAAUAACGUAAACAAAUAAACUUAUGACUGUG
Molecule: messenger RNA, 2748 nt
Organism: Periophthalmus magnuspinnatus
Lineage: Eukaryota; Metazoa; Chordata; Actinopteri; Gobiiformes; Gobiidae
Gene: ehd2b
Product: EH-domain containing 2b
Exons: 7
Coding region: 543-2183 (546 amino acids)
Biological process (GO): endocytosis; endosomal transport
Cellular component (GO): plasma membrane; cytoplasm
Molecular function (GO): calcium ion binding; GTP binding; protein binding
Source: RefSeq, a predicted model, not a curated record